Messenger RNA from Aplosporella prunicola CBS 121167, 859 nucleotides. RefSeq lists its product as uncharacterized. NCBI's taxonomy places the organism in Eukaryota, Fungi, Ascomycota, Dothideomycetes, Botryosphaeriales, Aplosporellaceae. The transcript has a single exon. The record is from RefSeq and is a predicted model, not a curated record. The coding region runs from base 68 to 634 and encodes 188 amino acids.
AAACUUCAUCCAGUCAACAACCAAUCGACUACACCUUGUCCUGGUCGAAGCCAAGCAAGCUAGAACUAUGCCAUCAUCUCUCGGCAAAAGUUCAUUCAUCAGUUCAGCAAGACCUUCAUCACCUUACGGUCUCAUGCUCAACAUCUGCCUUGGCACUCCAAUCAACCUGCUCGCGCAUGGAGUUGCCAUCUGUCCAGGCAGAACAUCAAGUCAAUCAGCAAACCUUUCGCCAUCUCUACAGCAAGGGUUCAGCAUUCUCACAAUCGGGGGUUGCCAUCACUACAAGGCAAAUUCACAUCUCUCACAACAAGGCCUCGCCGUCAACUUACGCGUGCCUUCGACUUGUUCCAAUCUUUCGUCUUUCGUCCAGACAAGGAGCAAUUCAAUCAAACCAAACUGGGGGUUGCCAUCACUUCACGGCAUGCAUCACAACACACACAACAAGACUUCGCUGUCAACAUACGCGUGCCUUCAACACAUUCCGAUUCUGAGCCCUUGGGAAAGGCAAAGAUUGGUACUGCCAAAAUCAAAAACCACAAAUUACAACAUCUGCAAGGUUUCGCUGUCAAGCUUAUGCGUACCUUCAACACCGACCAGUUCUUUAGCCCUUGGGAAAGGCAAAGGACGGUCCUAAAUCCAAAACAUCACAUGGGGAUUGCCAUCAUCUUCGGCAAAAAGUCAGUCAGCAAGGUUUCGCACUCACUCUUUCGCAUGCCUUUGACACAACUCAGACCAGUUCUUCGACCCCUGGGAAAGGCGAUGAACGGUCUAAUCAAUCAAACAACUUCAGGGUUGCCAUCUACUCUGGCAAAAAAUCAGUCAACAAGGCUUCUUUCCACUACAAGUGCCUUCGACACAA